GUUUCUCGCGUCCUGAUCCCUGUUUCUGGUGUCUUUGUUGCAGUGUACCUGGCGCAUUCGACAAGAUGCCAAACCUGGAAACAGCCGAGGCUCAACUACGACUCGUGUGUGAACUGUGAAGACCUGCCAUUCCCUUUCUCAUCAGUCUCCAUCUUCAGCAUCGUGCCUCUUUGUUAUCCCCAUCCCCAUCAUUGACACCUGAUAGUGCAGGCUGGCCUUUGUUUUCCAUCUUUAAUUUCUAAGUUCGGGUGGUGCCUGUAGGUAACUAGCCUUGUUCAUCGCUUUUGGACUGAAAAUGGCUCCUUCGCCUCUACCUCUUUCCAUUACUUUGCCGGCUGUAGCCGCCGCAGCGGCAUAUCUCAACGCCAAAACGCUGUUCUCCUACGACCUCAACCUCCUGGCCUCCAUCAUCCCGACGAUUGCGAGGACGGCUUGGUGGAAGAACCGCGGGCGUCUCAAUUUUUUCUACCGCCUCGAGGACCUGGCGACGUCCAAGUCCACCGAAAACCGCGUCUUUCUGCGCUUUGAGGACAAAACCUACACAUAUGCCCAAGCCUACGAUACCAUCUUGCGGUAUGCCGACUGGCUGAAAAAGCGACGCGGUGUCCAUAAGGGCGAGAUGGUGGCUCUGGACUUCCAGAACACCGACACCUUUGUCUUUCUACUCUUUGCGCUCUGGGCCCUCGGCGCUGUGCCGGCCCUGAUCAACUACAACCUGACCGGCAAGCCUCUGGCGCAUUGCGUCAAGAAGGCGAAGGCCCGGUUGGUCUUGAUCGACCCCGUGGUCGCGGGGAACGUUGGGGAAGAUGUCCGGUCGGAGUUGAGUCAAGUGAGCUUCGAGGUUGUCACUCCAGAGACGGAGACCCAGAUGUUGUCGCAUGACGCGGCUCGCCCUCCAGAUGAGGAUCGGGCCAAUGUCACGCCGGACGGCAUGGGCAUUCUCAUUUACACGAGCGGGACAACCGGGUUGCCCAAGGCUGCGAUAGUGUCGUGGGCCAAGAUAGCCGUGGUCGGUGGGUUCACGUCUCGCUGGAUCGGGACAAAGAAGAACGACGUGUUUUACACGGCGAUGCCGCUAUACCACAGUACGGCCAUGCUACUUGGCUUCGCCCACGCGCUCUCCGUCGGCGCCACCUUUGCCAUGAGCCGCAAGUUUUCGACCAGCUCUUUCUGGGACGACGUCCGGAAACACAACGCCAACAUCAUCCAGUACGUCGGCGAGACCUGCCGCUACCUGCUGUCCGCACCCACCCGCAGCGACCCCGUCACGGGCGAGAGCCUCGACCGCAAGCAUAACGUGCGCGUAGCGUUUGGCAACGGCCUGCGCCCGGACGUGUGGAACCAGUUCAAGGAGCGUUUCGGCAUCAAGACUAUCGCCGAGUUCUACGGCGCGACAGAGGGCAGCUUCGCCACGUGGAACCUCAGCCGCAACGACUACAGCAUGGGCGCCAUCGGCCGCAGCGGCACGCUCAGCAACAUACUCAUCGGCCGGUCCAUCGCCGUCGUCGAGGUCGAGUACGACACGGAGCUGCCCCUCCGCGACCCUAAAACGGGCUUCUGCCGUCGCGUUCCGCACGGCGAGCCGGGCGAGCUGCUGUUCCGGUUGCCGCCCAAGGACGUCGAGUCACGGUUCCAGGGCUACUACGGCGACAAGGAGGCUACGUCCAAAAAGAUCAUGUUUGACGUUUUGGCCAAGGGCGACGCCUGGUUCCGCACGGGCGAUGUCGUCCGUUGGGACGCCGAAGGCAGGGUCUACUUCAACGACCGCAUCGGCGACACCUUCCGCUGGAAGAGCGAGAACGUGUCCACCGCCGAGGUUGCGCACGUUGUCGGCUUGCACCCGGCCGUGCUCGAGGCCAACGUGUACGGGGUCGAGGUACCAGGUCACGAGGGACGCGCAGGGUGCGCGGCCGUUGUGUUCAAACCCGAGGCGUUAUCAGCUAGCAGUGGUGGUGGUAAUGGUGGUGGUGCUGGGUUGCCGAGCGACGAGACGCUUCGCACGCUCGCGAGCCAUGUGCGCGCGGGUCUGCCCAAGUACGCGCUGCCGCUAUUUGUAAGGGUUGUCAACAGCGGGACGAUUCAGGCUACGGGCACGAAUAAGCAGCAGAAGAUGAGCCUUCGCAAAGAGGGCGUCGAGCCGGGCAAAACGGGCACCGACGACGUGUUUUGGCUGAGGGGGAAUUCGUAUGUUAGGUUCAGGGCCGAAGACUGGAAGGCGCUGCAGGGCGGGAAGGUCAGGCUGUGAUUAUGGAUGCCUUGCUUUUCUAUACCAUCAUGGGCUGUGUUCCUUUGGUGUCUCCUUCUUCUCUUCUUUAGUUUGUAGCUGCGAUGGUGUGUGAUACCUCAUGAGAUAUGUUAUCGGACAAGGAGUAUUGUUAUCCCAGAUUCGUCUCUACUCUACGAACGGUCC
This is a messenger RNA of Parathielavia appendiculata, 2410 nucleotides long. Its product is annotated as acetyl-CoA synthetase-like protein. The record is from RefSeq and is a predicted model, not a curated record. Gene Ontology annotation, biological process: very long-chain fatty acid metabolic process; long-chain fatty acid import into cell. The transcript is spliced from 3 exons. Gene Ontology annotation, molecular function: long-chain fatty acid transmembrane transporter activity; very long-chain fatty acid-CoA ligase activity; long-chain fatty acid-CoA ligase activity. The coding region runs from base 296 to 2245 and encodes 649 amino acids. Lineage: Eukaryota; Fungi; Ascomycota; Sordariomycetes; Sordariales; Chaetomiaceae. Gene Ontology annotation, cellular component: lipid droplet; peroxisome; cytoplasmic side of plasma membrane.